Molecule: messenger RNA, 2263 nt
Organism: Symphalangus syndactylus (siamang)
Lineage: Eukaryota; Metazoa; Chordata; Mammalia; Primates; Hylobatidae
Biological process (GO): protein folding in endoplasmic reticulum
Cellular component (GO): EMC complex
Source: RefSeq, a predicted model, not a curated record
GACCCCGGCGGCGCGGGGGCCUCUGGGACGGCCCUUGGGGGCUGCCCUCGCGUGUGCCUGACCCAAUCCGCACUGCAGCCUGCCUCUCCCUGCGGAGCCGCCGCCUGCGCUUUCUCUCGCGCCUGUAGGGCGACUUCCCGCGUGCCGAGGCCGUCCCCGAAUCCCGAGCGUCCUACCGAGGGCCUCACGCGGUGUCCCAGCUCUGUAGUCCCGCGGAGGCGGAGUCCGCGGCCCGGUGCAUGCCGUGACGGCGGUGGGCGGUGCCUGCGCUCUCAUCAUGGCGGCUUAGUGGGCUUCGCGUUUCUGGCUUUGGGCUGCGCUGCUGAUUCCUGUGGCCGCGGUCUACGAAGACCAAGUGGGAGACAGCAAUAUGUUGGGAAGCUCAAGUUUGCCUCCUUGGAAUUUUCCCCUGGGUCCAAGAAGUUGGUUGUGGCCACGGAGAAGAAUGUGAUUGCAGCAUUAAAUUCCCGAACUGGGGAGAUCUAUGUGAUCACUGUGUCCAAUGGAGGCCGAAUCAUGCGUUCCUGGGAGACUAACAUUGGGGGCCUGAACUGGGAGAUAACCUUGGACAGUGGCAGUUUCCAGGCACUUGGGCUGGCUGGCCUGCAGGAGUCUGUAAGGUACAUCGCAGUCCUGAAGAAGACUACGCUUGCCCUCCAUCACCUCUCCAGUGGGCACCUCAAGUGCGUGGAACAUCUCCCAGAAAGGCACCUCCCCCAGUGCUGCCAUGGAUCUGGCCAGUACCCCAUCCCACCCUGCCACAUCUCAGGGGCAGCUGCAGCUCACCAGAGCCUCAAGCUUCUCGGUGAGGUCCUGGUUGACCUGAUCCUUCUCCAGAUUCUGCUUCUGAAGAUGCCCCACUGCCAGGCCCAGGUCUGUCACUCUGGAGUUGGGGGAACAACAGAGGUGAGUGGGGGACCACCCCUGCCUCUCAAAUCCACUAGCUGUGUCCACCAUGCUUCUCCAAACCCGAGGCAGGGACCCUAACAUCCACCUCCCUGGCUGUGUGACCUUAGGCAAGUCCCAGCUCCUCUCCAGACCUCACACUUCUCAUCUGUGAAAUGGAAAUGAGGUUCCCACCAGCUUUAUCUCAUGGGAAAGCACUCGAGGACUUGUCCAGGUGGCAGGAACAAGGGGCAAAAGUUCUUUUUUUUGAGACAGAAUCUCGCUCUGUCAUCCAGGCCGGAGUACAGCGAUGUGAUCUUGGCUCACUGCAACCUCCGAAUCCUGGGUUCAAGUGAUUCUCCUGCCUCAGUCUCCCUUGUAGCUGGGAUUACAGGAACGCACCACCACACCCGGCUAAUUUUUGUAUUUUUAGUAGAGACAGGGUUUCGCCUGUCGGACAGGCUAGUCUUGAGCUCCUGACCUCAGGUGAUCCCCCCACCUUGGCCUCCCAAAGUGCUGGGAUUACAGGUGUGAGCCACCGCACCUGGCCACAAGUUCUGUCAUCGGAGGCUAAGCUGUUUAUGAUUUACACAGGGCAAGUGCCUUCGGAACCUCAGUGGGGUGCCUGGGAAAACUGGCUGAGCUCACAGAGGACGGCCCUGCCCCUAGUGAACAGAUGCUCCCUUCUCCCCAACUCUCCAGUUUUACCUUCUGCACGGAUGCCUGCCUCGUGCGGCACCCACCAGGUACCACCUGGCACUGAGGUCAGCCUCGUCCAGGUCGCUUUGCAUCUGCUGCUGGGCCAGGUCCUUCUCGCAGAGCACCUUGUCCCGCAGCUGCUCCUCCAGCUGGGCCUGCGGCAGGGCCUGCUUCUCCAGGGCUGCCUCGGCCCAGCUCUCUGCCAGCGGUAGGCCCGUGCUCAGUCCCAGGCCCGCCUCCUGGACAGCUCAUGAUGUCCUGGCCAGCUCCCCUCCCAGCUGCAGCAGGUCCCUUGGGGAGAGAGCACAGGCUGGGAAUGGGAUGGGGCUCACUCCCAACUACAAAUUAAAACUACACGGGGGCCGGGCAUGGUAGUUCACACCUAUAAUCCCAGCACUUUGGGAGGCCGAGGCAGGCAGAUCAUCUGAGGUCAGGAGUUCGAGACCAGCCUGGCCAACAUGGUGAAACCCCAUCUCUACUAAAAAUAUAAAAAGUUAUCCAGGCGUUGUGGCUCAUUCCUGUAGUCCCAGCUACUUGGGAGGAUGAGGCAGGAGAAUUGCUUGAACCUAGGAGGUGGAGGUUGCAGUAAGCUGAGAUCAUGCCACUGCACUCCAGCCUGGGCAACACAGCGAGACUGCAUCUCAAAAAAAUAAAUAAAUAAAAAUAAAAAUAAAAACUA